GUCGAACCCUCCGUUUCCGUGUCAAGUGAAGCCACUUGAAUUGAAAACGCUCAUGCUACUUUAGCUGAACAGUAUUGUUCUCCUUAGACUCGUCUUCAUUGCAUACCACUCCAUUUCCUCACGAGCUGAAGUACAAGCUGCAGGCAUUUUGGAAAUGGAUGGAAUUCUCGCAGUCGUCGCGUUCUCUGUGAUCAUCGGAGCUUCGAUCGCGUUCCUGGCGUUCGGCAACUAUUUCCGGAAGAGGAAAUCUGAAAUUCAAUCCAUUGCGACGCCAGAAACUCGUAACCUGAACCCGAAGCCUGUUUCGAAGACCGCGGUUGUGAAGAAGCCCCAGCACAAAUCUCACUCGCACUCUCAUGCAGCCGAUAAAGAUGCUAAUAGGAAGCAUCAUCAUUUGGAUUUGAAUACUUUGAAAGGGCAUGGAGACGCUGUUACAGGUCUUUGUUUUUCGCCUGAUGGCCGGAGCUUAGCAACUGCUUGUGGAGAUGGUGUUGUCAGGGUUUUCAGGUUGGAUGAUGCCUCAAGCAAAAGUUUCAAGUUUCUGAGAAUUAGCCUGCCUGCUGGAGGUCAUCCAACUGUGCUUUCUUUUGCUGGUGACGCAUCAUCUGUAGUGGUGGCCUCCCAUGCGCUAUCAGGAUCAUCCCUUCAUAUGUAUGAUGAUGAAAAACCUAAAUCAGCUGGCGAGCAAAAGCAGCAGAGCAAGCUGCCUCUCCCUGAAAUCAAAUGGGAACAUCACAAAGUUCAUGAUAAGAGGGCUAUAAUCACUCUGGCUGCGACCAAGGCAACUUAUGGCAGUGCUGAUGGGAGUACAAUUGUUUUGUCUUGCUCUGAAGGCACUGAUAUUAUGCUCUGGCACGCAAAAACUGGGAAGGUGUUGGGUCAUGUUGAUACAAAUCAGCUUAAAAAUACAAUGGCCACCAUUUCUCCAAAUGGUCGUUUUAUUGCAGCUGCUGCAUUUACUGCUGAUGUUAAGGUCUGGGAAAUUGUGUAUUCAAAAGAUGGUUCAGUGAAGGAGAUUGUGAAAGCCAUGCAGCUCAAAGGUCACAAGAGUGCUGUAACUUGGCUUUGCUUUGGUCCAAAUUCAGAAUACAUUAUCACAGCGUCUAAGGAUGGUACAAUAAGAACAUGGAAUAUCAAUGUUCGGUAUCAUCUGGACGAGGACCCAAAGACUUUGAAGGUGUAUCCGAUUCCACUUCAUGAUGCAAGUGGCACUACUUUGCAUUAUGAUCGUCUCAGCCUAUCUUCUGAUGGUAAAAUACUGGCGGCGACUCAUGGUUCAACGUUGCAAUGGCUGUGUGCUGAGACGGGACAGAUUUUGGAGACUGCUGAAAAGGCCCAUGAUGGUGAUAUUACGGACAUGGCAUGGGCGCCUGCAUCUAUUCCAUUGGAAAAUAAGCCCGUGCCUGUCUUGGCUACGGCCAGCACCGACAAGAAAGUCAAGCUGUGGGCAGCCCCACCACUUCAAUCCUCCUGAGAGAAAAAUGGCAACAUAAGUAAAAGAAAAAGAAGAAGAAGAAAAAAGAACAUCUUCAUCAAACUUGAGCUAGGCAUGGAUUUCUGAUCUCUGAAAGAGUUACUCGGUUGGAUAUGUAGUCUACAAAAUACUGAUCUCUGAAAGAGUUUGAACGGCGACCAGAGGAUCUUUGUUUCUCCUGUUUUUGCUUAUUUUCUUUUUAAUGGUUUGCUUUUAGAAAAAAAUUAUGAUCCGAGGAAUCCCUUUACUUCUGCAGUUUUAGAAUUUGUACUAAUUUUCUGUUUUAGCAUCUGAUGAGUGUAGUAAGAUCUAUACUAUAACUCCGGGAACAGGUUUUUUGAAUUCGAAUCCACCCCGGGUAUUUUCAUAUUUUGCAUUUUGACCACCAAAUGGAAAUGCUGGUAAUCAAACACAGUUUUGCAUUUGACCCACAAA
Striga asiatica is the source of this 1909-nucleotide messenger RNA. The record is from the annotation of a GenBank genome assembly. Lineage: Eukaryota; Viridiplantae; Streptophyta; Magnoliopsida; Lamiales; Orobanchaceae.